Messenger RNA from Notolabrus celidotus (New Zealand spotty), 4100 nucleotides. It is a transcript of the gene ncapg2, whose product is annotated as non-SMC condensin II complex, subunit G2. The transcript is spliced from 27 exons. The record is from RefSeq and is a predicted model, not a curated record. Gene Ontology annotation, biological process: mitotic sister chromatid segregation. NCBI's taxonomy places the organism in Eukaryota, Metazoa, Chordata, Actinopteri, Labriformes, Labridae. Bases 148 to 3600 code for a protein of 1150 amino acids. Gene Ontology annotation, cellular component: condensin complex; nucleus.
CAUGACGCACAGGGCCGUCACCCCCGGUUAACGUAUUACGAAUUUGCGCGGGUUGCUGUUGGAGUUUGCUGUCAUUUGUUGUCAGCUCGAAGAACUACACAUAAACUGGUUUACUGGAGAUCUUCAAACCACUUGGAAGUCGUCAACAUGUCAAAGCGAGAGGCUUUUUUAGAGGCUGCCUCUAAGGAACAUGUAGAGGACUUCCUUCGCUUCAUCCAACUCCAUAAAGACAAAACCGAGCCUUUCGAUGUGGAGGAGGUCGUGCAGGAGAUGCCCCGGGACCAGAGACAGACUCUGUGGGGAAAACUGGCUUCACUUCUGCAGGACGUCUUGCAGGAGUUACCUCCUGAGCGCUGGGAGGAGCCCACGGAGGAGCCCAGGGAGGAGGGCAUGGAAGUAGAGUCUGCUGCUGACCCUAAACAUGUCAUGGCUGUUGUGGAUGGUGUGACACUUGUGGCUUCAGCUUCUGUAAAGGUCCUACAGGAUGGUGACAGCUACACUGCCCUGCUGAAAACUGCACACAAGCUUCAUGCUGUCCUGGAGUCGCUGCCUGUCUCGGAGGGACCUCUGCAGCUCCUCAUCCACAAUCUGUGUGAAGCCUGGUGGAAGAAAGGCCUGAAGGAGAAGGAAAAGUUUGGUCGCACCGCUUUCCUCAUCUCCCUUCAGAAGAGCUUCAUUUUAAAGAAACCGAGUGUUGAGAUCCAGAGAGUGUGGAGUCUGCAUGACGUGCUUUUGAGUCUGGACUACACGGCAGAGGACAACAGGCAGAUAAUCGACCUGUUGAUUCAGUGUUUUCAUCGACCUAUUUACAUCAGAAAUGAUGACGGAAAGCGAUUCCUGGUCUUUCUUUUCAGCUGGAACGUCAACUUCAUCUGGGUGAUCCACGGCACCAUCAAGAACCAGCUGGAGUUCUACAGCAAGACCAUGACUGCUCACAUCAUGGAGAUCUACUUCAGAGCGUGGAAGAAGGCGAGUGGGGACUUUCUGGAGCAGAUUGAGAGCUCGUGCAUUCAGGAUUUUAUGCAGAAUGCCAUCUUCCUUCAUCGAUCAUCUCCUGUGUACACCAAAGUCCGACAGAUUGUGAGUUAUUUCCACACAAGGAAAAGCUGUCACCAGGUGGACAAGAUGCUCUAUAACCUCUACAAGCCCAUUCUCUGGAAAGCUCUGAGUGCUCCAAACUUUGAGGUGCGUGCGAAUGCUACUCUGCUUUUCACCGAGGCGUUCCCGAUCCACAACCCGGAGCAGAACAACAAGAACAUAGAUGAGACCAUUCAGAAGCAGCUGGACACAACGAUGGGCCUCCUCGAUGACCCCCACCCCACUGUGCGCUCCAACGCAACCCUCGGAGUCUGUAAGAUCCUGGCUAAAUGCUGGGAGCUCCUCCCUCCUGUAAUCAUCACAGACUUCCUGAAGAAGCUGGUGAUGGAGCUUGCAGUUGACAGCAGCUCUGCUGAUGUCCGAUGCUCUGUCUUUAAGUGCCUGAUCAUUGUCUUGGACAACGCCCUCAGUCAUCCAAUAUUGGAGAAACUGCUGCCCACUCUGAAGUACAGCCUUCACGACAACUCGGAGAAAGUCCGCACAGCUUUCCUGGACAUGCUCAUCAAGGUUAAAGCAGUGCGCGCAGCCAAGUUUUGGGACGUGUGUAACAUGGAACACCUGCUGGCCCGCCUCGCUAUCGACUCCCAUUCAGUCUCCAAACGCAUCGUGGACCUGCUCUUCAAGUCCUUCUUCCCCGUCAACGAGCCGGAGCGGGAGUGGUGCUGUCGCUGCAUCACGCUCAUCCAAAUGAACCCCAUGGCUGCCAGGAAGUUCUACCAGUACGCCCACAAACACACAGCCCCCACCAACAUCAUAAAGCUGAUGUUGGCGAUACGUCGGGUUCUGAACAGCUGCAUCCAGAGCAACAACGCCAACGACCUGUCUGAGAUCAAUGAGAGCAACAAGGAGAACAGCGCACAGGCUGAACCUCUGCUGGGGAAGGACACGGCCAUCACGUCCCGUCUGCUGGAGGUCGUGGUGAUUCUGUGGAGGAGUGUUGAGAAGGCGCUGAAGCUGAACGAAGAGGCCCAGAAGUAUACGUUCGCCAAGUUUGGAAGUGUCAUGUCCAAAUAUUUCCACACCUUUGAGGAUGAACAGUGCAUGGUUCCUCUCGUACAACUCGCCUCAUUAAUGCCUCCAGCUGCAGUUCCGACCUUCAGCUGUGGCGUUCUGUCCAGACUGCGGAGGAUGGAGUCAGGAGCAACACCUGCACAGUACAGCCAGUUGUUGGACUGCAUGUGCAGCUGGGGCCAGGCGGCUGAUGUCCUCGAGCUGGUCACCGACUGGCUCACCGAGGCUCUGCCUAAACAAGGGGACAACGGGAGCAGCAGUCGAAAGGUGCGUAUCAUGGAAACGGUGGAGGCCAAGCCGGUCCUGGCUCUGGCUUAUCUUGAGUAUCUGUUCAGCCACACAUCAACACGGGAGAAAGUCCUCGCUCUUGGUGAGCGGCCUCUGAAGCAGCUCCACACAGUUCUAGGAAACUGGAAGUCAGUGCUGUACAUGCACCUCAGCUCCACCACUGACAAUCCUAAAAGUCCCGACGUGGAGACCGCACUGAAAGUCUUCGUGUACCACAGUCGGCUCGGUGCUCAUCUGCAGCAUUACUCCUCAGAGGGUCGAGACUACCUGCAGUCUCUGGAGCACGUUGCAGCGUGGGUAGCUGAGAGGGUUCUGCCCUUCCUGACUAAACCUGUCAGUGAAGACGAUGAGGACAAGGACUCAGAGAAACAACAUCCACUGGCUGCACAGAUAACUGAGAGUUUCCUGGCGGUGUGCCGAGACGUUUUUCUCGUUGGUCUGAGCGACGAGACGUUCAAAGGUCAAAUCCUCCACCUGUGCUCGCUCACACUCCUCUCAGAGGCAGGCUACCUGUGUAUCCCUGCAGUUCUGCCCAUUCUGAAGGAGGUGGCAGACGGCUGUGUACCCGAAGACGACAACCAGGCUCAGGAAAAUCAGGAGGACCCAACUGAUGUCAUUCUGGGAGUGGUGGCCAACAUCUUCCAGAAAGUCAUAGAGCUGUUAGCUCGUGUCCUCAGGAAGGAUCCAGAGACAGGGAAACAGCUGUGUCAGUCAGCUGUUCCCGGCCUCACAGACUUCCUCCAGGUGGCUCAGACCUGCGACAGAGCGCCUCUCUGCGGCGUCUUUUCUACUCUUUUUGCCAUCAUCGUCGUGGAGAAGAGACAUCUGCUUCAGAAGAUAACCAAUCCUGAAGAGGUGAUCACACCAGAGUCAGCGGAGGACAUGCCUCCUCUGUCCAGUGUCCUGCUGUCUGUCAUCCUAAAAUCACCUUCUGUUACCAGAGCGUUUUUGACAGAAGUGAGCUCGUCCUUGGACUCUGAAGCCAUCAGCAGUCUGCAUGAACUUGCUGCCGUCCUCCACGUCCUGGUGUCUGUCAAACACACAGGUCAGUCUAAAGUGAGUCUGAAGAGCGCAGCCACAUCAGUCCAGCAGCAGCUUCACAAACACGCCGUCACGUCUACAGACAUCCAGAGGGUUAUUUAUGAAUCUUCUGUGAAGACCUUGAAUGAGAUUCUGGAUUAUAGGACGUCGUAUCAGAUAUGAAAUAUCUGCCUCAUCAAUCUAAGGAGAGCGGUUUUUAUCUCUGCUUUGCUUUUGCUGUUACAGACUUGAAGCUGCUGGCAGGAAAACAAAGACUGAAACAAGUAUUAUGAAUUUGGUGGGUGGGAUUUGAAAGCAUAUUGGUGUGGAUUACAAGUGUCUGUUUGUUUUCAUGUUUAUUUCACAUUGGUCCAACUCCUUUGUGCUUUCUUUCUUUCUUUCUUUCUUUCUUUCUUUCUUUCUUUCUUUCUUUCUUUCUUUCUGAAUUGAUCAUGUUAGAAAAUAUGGACUUACUUCUCCAGACUGCAGAAACUGUGUGUCUUGGAUUAAAGUGGCAUCUUCUCUAAAGCUUUCUCUCUACACCUCUCAAAUAUUUUGUAACAAUCUCACAGGAAAACAUAUAUUUUUUCACGUUUCAAUGUCUCUGUGUGUACCUGUUGUUCUGUCAGCAUUCUGGCUGCAGUGUGCGGCUCAUAAGAAUAAAACAUACUGUAUUGAUCAUG